This is a messenger RNA of Aspergillus nidulans FGSC A4, 1603 nucleotides long. Its product is annotated as putative stress response protein (Rds1). The record is from RefSeq and is a predicted model, not a curated record. NCBI's taxonomy places the organism in Eukaryota, Fungi, Ascomycota, Eurotiomycetes, Eurotiales, Aspergillaceae. The coding region runs from base 1 to 1461 and encodes 486 amino acids. The transcript is spliced from 2 exons.
AUGGUAAAGCUUUGGUCGAUCGCGACGUCGAACUAUACUAACAGAUUGAAUGAGUGUCUACUUGACUUGGCGGCUUCGGCCGCCGCUCUCCCAACAGAGGUGGUGAAGAUCCCAUCUGUCGAGACCCAGCCGCCCCGGGGCAGCGAGCCUGGCGCUGCCCCAACGCUGGUUAACAGCGCGACUUCUGGCACUACCACUCAUGGGCCUUAUACCGGCACCCCAACCACUACUGGUGCUCUGCAGGCCGAGUCGACUUUGGCCCAAUCGAUUGCGCCGCAACCAAACCCGACCGCGACUUACUACAACCCGGACGGGAGGCUGACGCAGCCCCAGCCGAUGCCGUAUAUGCCGGCUGGCGGUGUCGGCAUGAAUGGGACCCUUCCUGUGUAUAUGGUGCAGAGCGACUUUGACUACCAGUCCGUGGCGCUGGGCGUGCAUCAGGAGUAUAUCGAACUUGACCUCUUCCACUAUGGACUGGAACGGUUUAGCGAGCAGGAUUUCCUCGACGCCGGACUGACCGUCGAGGACCGGCGCUUGAUUGAGUACAUGGCCAUCCAGGAAGCAGGGCAUGCAACGCUCCUGAGCAAUAUGCUGGGAGAGUCGGCCCCGAAGCAGUGCACCUACAACUACCCGUUCACGACCGUGCGCGAGUUCCUCGACUUUAAUGUUAAGCUCACUCGUUGGGGCGAGAGCGGUAACUGGGGGUUCCUCAGCCACCUAGACUCUAAAGAGGUUGCCACUCUGAUCGUCCAAGCCGAAGCCAUCGAGGCCCGCCAGCAGUCCGUUUUCAGGCAGCUGUUGGGAUUGCACCCGAUGCCGAUCUGGUUUGCUCCUGGCGUCCCGCAAUCGUGGCAUUGGACCCUCCUGGCCCAGUACAUCUCCUCCUGCCCCGAGAACAACACCCGCCUCGUGUGGCAGAACUUCCCCAACCUCUACGUCACCAAUCAGGCAAACCCGAACCGAAUCAACCCCAACACAACGGAAUUUAAUGAGAUCUCGGACGCCUCCCACGUCAACCGCACCGGCAACCCCAGCUCCUCGCACAUUCCAGCCAAUGAGUCCUGCGUGCACGUCAAUGAAACAGGCUACAACUGCGGGCCGGCCAUCUCGCGCGACAAGUACGAACCUUUGACCUUCCCCGGCCGAAAAGUUUUCCUUACCUGGGAUGACCCCGGUCGUCCUGUUGGCCCAAACAACAGUUACAUUACAUCGACGACUGCCGGCGAGCCCAAGUUCGUCGCCUGGGUGAGUCAGUUGAACACGACCUAUACGGAGUUGACAACAACCGGGAAGAAUGAGGGUUUUACCUUCCAGCCGGCAAGUGAGGUGUACGAGACGGAUCCUGCAUUGAAUGGGACGGCGUUUAUUGCGCUGACGGAUUCGAAUCCCUAUGUGACGCCGUAUAAUUUGACCAUGUUAAACCCCAAUGUCCGGGCUCUCGGGCUGUACCAGGCUGGUUAAGUGUUGUGCUACCACAGAUACAAUAGGGAUAGGCGCUGAAGUUGGCAUAUGUAAUGGCACGGAUUAAUGGGGAAAUAUAUUAUUGCUACGUUAUAGAACUUUUGAUAUGUUUUAGUGUCUAAUAUCUACUCGAGUUCCUCUU